AUGCAAGAUCAGUAGAGCAUGCUUUCAGUCUACAAUAACCCUUGGAAUAAGUUGAAUACCACCUAGUAAAAAGGAUACCUCCUGGCCAAAUCAAUUGAUCAACACCCUGAAUUCAAGACAGAAAUCCUGGAUGCUCUCGGCCAAUAAUAGACCAAAAACAUCUUCAAAGAUCCGAUAAGUAUGCAAUUGUGCAAGUAUGACUCAACCAUUGGUCCGAAAUUAGAGAACAAUAAGAUUGUUAUCCGAUCCAUUGUAGGUAAACCAGACAUUUUCAAAAGGAAAUUGAGUUUAUUGACUGGAUAAGAUCCGAAAUCAAGUAGCAGGAGAACAUUCGCUAAGGGAAACACCACCAACACUUUUAGGAACAACAACAACACAAUUAAAACAUAACAUGUCUUUACAGGCGAAGAGUUAUUGGCUAAAGUUAAUUUGAUAGAGAAACACUUGUUCGAAUCCAGAUUGAAGGAAGAUCAGGAAAUCAUGAAUAUGCCUUUCCAAAAAAAAUAGAUUUUGUUGAAGGAAACUAGAGCCCUCGAAGAAUACUUAAAAUUGGAAAAGGAAUAAAGCAAUUUGUUGAUGGGAGUGACCAAAUAAGCCAACAAAGAUCCGAGCAAAUCUGUGAUGAUAGAUUGCUACAGAUUUCGUAGAAAAUAGGAAUACUCUAUUACAAAUGAUUCUUUAAAUAGAAAUAACGAUGAUAGGACAAUGAAGAUAUUGGAAAUAGAUGACGAUAGUGGUUAUCCCUUAUUUUUGAUGUCGCAGAAUGAUUAAGUAAUACGAAAACCCAGUAUCAUCAAUCAAGAUGAAACUACACAGUCCAUAUUGAAGUAAAUGAAUGACGAGCCAGUCUAUCGAAGUUUCUCGAGCAAAGAUUACUUGAAAUCUCGAUCCAAUAGAUACACUAAGAUAGCAACUGAGAAAAUCAACAUAAAUAUUGAUAGUUUGCUCGUCUAAGGAUAAAGCAAAUUGGAUCAAGAAGUCAAGUUCGAUAUCAAUGGGAAAUAUAUACUCCAGCCUAUUGAAAAAGGGAAUGAAGAUGAAACGAUUACUGAGAACUAUUCAGGUUAGUAUAAAAUAAAUUAUAAAUGA
Paramecium tetraurelia is the source of this 1089-nucleotide messenger RNA. RefSeq lists its product as uncharacterized. The transcript has 2 exons. NCBI's taxonomy places the organism in Eukaryota, Ciliophora, Oligohymenophorea, Peniculida, Parameciidae. The record is from RefSeq and is a predicted model, not a curated record.